Coffea arabica (coffee) is the source of this 731-nucleotide messenger RNA. The record is from RefSeq and is a predicted model, not a curated record. NCBI's taxonomy places the organism in Eukaryota, Viridiplantae, Streptophyta, Magnoliopsida, Gentianales, Rubiaceae.
UCAUCAGUCUUCGUUUCUUGGUUAAUAGAUCUCUGAAGAAAUGAGUCUAACUGGUAAACUGGUUUUCCAAAUCGAAAUUAAGUCCAAUGGAGAUAUGUUUCAUGAGCUCUUCAAAAACAAACCACAUGAAAUGUCCUCCAUAAGCCCUGAUAUCGUUCAUGGUUGUGAGCUGCAUCAUGGUGAUUGGGGAACAGUAGGAUCUAUCAUCUUCUGGACAUAUACUCACGAUGGACAAAAGAAGGUGGCGAAGGAGAUAAUUGAGUCUAUAGACAAGGAAAAGAAGUCGGUCACAUUUAAGGUGAUUGAAGGAGACCUGUUGAAGUUGUACAAGAGCUUCAUCAUUACUGUUCAGGUUGAAAAUCAUGGUCAAAACAACUUGGUUAUAUGGACCCUCCAGUACGAGAAAUUGAAUCACAGCGUCCCUGAUCCAACAACUAUAGCAGACCUUGCCACCAAACUCACUAAGGAUAUUGAGACUCACCAUCUCAAAUGAAGGGCCUAUGAUUUCCGAAUCAUGAUCAUAUGAAGCAUAAAUUUGAUUACAAGUUGCUAUAUUUGUAAGCGUAUGUUGUGAAGGAUGUGAACUUGAUGAAAAAGAUUGUGGCAUGUCCAAUGUGAAAGACUCAAGUAAUUGUGUGUUUUCUUGUUGUACUGUUUUGGUAUGUUAGUAAUUCUGUAACCAGCCUAUCAUCUGUUAUAAGAAUCUUUGUGCAACAUAAAUAAAACGAGGG